CUCUUCCCCGUCCUUUCCGUGGCCUACCUGUUGGCCCCCAAGAGCAGGCUGGGACUGUUCAUUAAGAAGCCAUUCAUCAAGUUCAUCUGCCACACGGGCUCCUACCUGACCUUCCUCUUCAUGCUGCUGCUGGCCUCGCAGCACAUCGUCAGGACCGACCUGCACAUGCAGGGGCCUCCCCCCACCGUCGUCGAGUGGAUGAUACUCCCCUGGGUUCUAGGUUUUAUUUGGGGAGAAAUCAAGGAAAUGUGGGACGGCGGCUUCAAUGAGUAUGUGCACGACUGGUGGAACCUGAUGGAUUUUGCAAUGAAUUCUCUCUACCUGGCAACCAUCUCCCUGAAAAUUGUCGCAUAUGUCAAGUACAAUGGUUCCCGUCCAAGGGAGGAAUGGGAAAUGUGGCACCCCACUCUCAUUGCAGAAGCCCUCUUUGCAAUAUCAAACAUUUUAAGCUCCUUGCGUCUCAUCUCCCUGUUUACAGCAAACUCCCACCUGGGACCCCUGCAGAUCUCUCUGGGACGCAUGCUGCUAGACAUCCUCAAGUUCCUCUUUAUUUACUGCCUGGUGCUGCUGGCGUUUGCCAAUGGACUCAACCAGCUUUAUUUCUAUUACGAAACCAGUGCCUCGGAAGAACCCAACAACUGCAAGGGGAUCCGAUGCGAGAAGCAGAACAAUGCCUUCUCCACGCUCUUCGAAACCCUACAGUCUCUCUUCUGGUCCGUGUUUGGUCUGUUGAACCUCUACGUCACGAACGUGAGAGCCAGACACGAAUUCACGGAGUUUGUCGGGGCCACCAUGUUCGGCACGUACAACGUCAUCUCGCUGGUGGUCCCUAACAUGCUCAUAGCCAUGAUGAACAACUCCUACCAGCUCAUCGCAGAUCAUGCUGAUAUUGAAUGGAAAUUUGCACGCACAAAGCUCUGGAUGAGUUACUUCGACGAAGGGGGCACCCUGCCGCCCCCUUUUAACAUCAUCCCCAGCCCCAAAUCGUUCUGGUAUCUCUGCAAGUGGAUCCACAAUCGGCUGUGCCCAUCGAUGGACCCAGAGAACGACAAGAAGAGGCACGAAAACCUGAAGACAUUCACGGAACGUCAUGCCGACAACUUAAUUCAGAAUCAACAUUACCAGGAAGUGAUUAGAAACUUGGUGAAGAGGUAUGUCGCAGCAAUGAUAAGAAAUUCUAAAACCAAUGAGGGAUUAACUGAAGAAAAUUUUAAGGAAUUAAAGCAGGACAUCUCCAGUUUCCGUUACGAAGUCCUUGAUCUCUUGGGCAACCGAAAACCCCAGAGGAGAAGUUACUCCACCAGCAGCACGGAGGUCUCGCAGAAGGACGAAGGCCACGAGGAGUGUGCCGGAGAAACCUCCAAAGCCAGGAGUGUCUCUUUUGGGGUUUCCAACAAAAAGAAAGACUUCAACGUUUCUGCUCUGAUUAAGACCAUGGGGGGCGUGGAUAUGGUGACGGAGAAACCCAAGAGCAACGGGAUCAGUAAGCGCUCGUUUGUUCGCAACGGGAAUCGGGUCCAAAGGCUCUCCAGCUCCAAGAAAGAGUCUUUCAAGAGACUGGGUCUCCUGUUCACCAAGAUGAACGGUCAUCUAGCCGAACCCAGUUCGGAGCCCAUGUACACAAUUUCGGAUGGGGUCAUCCAGCCGCAUUACAUGUGGCAAGACGUUAAAUACUCUCAGAUGGCAAAGGAGCGAGACGAGAACUGUUCCAAAAGUGAAAUUAACCUCAAUGAGGUGGAAUACAGUAGGAACAGCAGGCAUACGGGGCAGGGACCGUGCCCCGCGGUCUGCACCAGCUCCCUUCACUGUGCUUCCAGCAUUUGCUCCUCAAACUCCAAACUCAUAGACUCCUCCGAGGAUGUUUUUGACUCAUGGGGAGAUGCGUGUGACAUUUUUAGGAACCAAUGGAAAGACGGGCAGGAGGAACACGUUACCACUCGCCUAUAA
Molecule: messenger RNA, 1947 nt
Organism: Gekko japonicus
Lineage: Eukaryota; Metazoa; Chordata; Lepidosauria; Squamata; Gekkonidae
Product: short transient receptor potential channel 5-like
Biological process (GO): regulation of cytosolic calcium ion concentration; manganese ion transport; calcium ion transmembrane transport
Cellular component (GO): cation channel complex; membrane
Molecular function (GO): store-operated calcium channel activity; inositol 1,4,5 trisphosphate binding
Source: RefSeq, a predicted model, not a curated record